Magallana angulata is the source of this 2987-nucleotide messenger RNA. RefSeq lists its product as uncharacterized. The record is from RefSeq and is a predicted model, not a curated record. Lineage: Eukaryota; Metazoa; Mollusca; Bivalvia; Ostreida; Ostreidae. The coding region runs from base 401 to 2758 and encodes 785 amino acids. The transcript is spliced from 2 exons. Gene Ontology annotation, molecular function: protein binding.
GGUUUUAAUUAGAUGCCCAUUGUUCAUUCCUCUAUCUGGUGUCGUGCCGUGAAGAACGCCAUGGGAUAGAAUAAAACAUUUUGGAUUUAUUUUGACAUAUUUUUUUUUAAAUGAUGGACUUUUUAAAAUAUUCAUGUUGGGGUUCGCCCCGUCGAAUCCGCAAACGCCGCUGGCUUUACAUAGUCUAAGUACUCACUGGGUUUUAUAGUCCAGAGGCUAGUUGCAGCGGUCAAGCAAUUAGGCUCUUCGGCAACUUAUAAGUACUACUUCAAAGGAUUAACUGAGGAUUUGAACAAAACUACAAAUUAAUCGAGGGGCCCAAUCCGUUUUUGAGCUCUGCAUUACUCGGUCGAUUUGUUGUUGUCUUGUGUGAUCGAAUAGAAAUCCGUUUUUCCUUACUAUGUUAGAAAGAGUCAAAGAUCCGCCAACAAUGUUAGUUUUCGGAUUAUUCGAAGGGGACCGGGUGUCCCUGGACGUCCCCAUCGGGUCGACCGUUGGGGAGGUCAAAAAGAUGUUUCAGACUAAACUUAAUAUUUAUAUAGACGAAAUGAACCGCAAGGAUACAAAAGUGCUUGUGCUCCACUACAGUGGCUCCGACUUGGAGGAGAGUUGGUGCUUCACAGAUUUGGGAAUUCCUGCAGGGGCCACCAUAAAAGUGCUUCUUAAGGAGGAAAUCCUACCCGCUCUGUAUAUAUACACGACCUACAACCAAGAAACGAUCGACAUCGUGGACAAACACCUCAACGUGCUCUCCAUGGCCGUAGAGGACCUGCGCACGACAGCAGGAAACAGAUCGGGUCUACCGGUGUCCAUUUUUCGCCUCGUUACAGAGGACGGAAGAGAAAUGUACGACGGUCACGUGCUCUAUGAUUAUGGAAUUGAUAGUGGCGCCACCAUUCGAUUAGAGAAUUGGGAUGGAUGGAACGAGUUUAUCAAUUUGUGCAUUAUGGGAUUUACCCCGCAAGUUUUGGCUCAAAUUUCUACCGAUGAAGUGAUCGGUCGAUUUCAACAGAAAGUCGCGCUGUUUAUCGCAGCUCACUAUGGUUGUGCUGAUUUGGCUCGGGUGCUGAUCAAGCAGGGAGUUCGUGCUGAUGAGCCUAUUGGGGUACAUCCUCACAAGCUUUGGUGUACAAGCCAAGCCCACAUUGAGACCAAAAAGGCCCCGAUUCACGAAGCGACAGAGCAGGGUCAGCUAAACGUUCUCCGUUUGAUUGUCAACCACGACAUUACCUCUGUGAUGGCAAGAGAUGGCAAUGACUUGUGUGCACUUAACAUUGCACUCCGAAGGAGCAAGAAACCAUGCGCAUCUUUCCUCUUGACCAGACAGUGGACAAAGGUUCCGAUAGGAAAACUAGGAUCCGUUACUGUGCAGACUCUACGAACCAUACGUUUAUGGUGCGAAGGCGCAAAAGAUAGAGCUUACUCAAAAUUUGGUCCCGCGAAAUCAUCGCUGAAGAAAAUGAAGUUUUCCGGGGGUCCGCUUGUGAGUCAUGGGGAACCUGUUGUCGACGGCUUUACAAAGAGUCCCAUGACAGGAAAACCCCGAGCAGAUACAAAGGAUAAAGACAAAAAGAAAGCCCUGGAAACGUUCUAUGAAGUAUACGGACUAAAGAAAGAGGACCCGGAAGUCUACUUCAGAAAUAUGGGAGCUUUGGAAAAUUUCAAGAGUCUAAAGCUCAGGAGGAAUACUAAAUGGGGGAACGUGUUUGAUAAAUCAGAAUUGACUGCAUCUUUUACUAAAGGAUUAAUGGGUCAUCCAGAACACAGUGAAAGCGAAUCAUCGGAAAAAGAAGUUAAAGCUGUACCACGUGUUCCGAAAGCUUCAGCACUGAAACAGGAAACGAUGACAACAGAAAAUACAAUUGACUCAUCGGGAACCAUGGGGAAAUUCUUAAGGGGAGGAACUCAGACCACAAACCAAGACUCUGUCAAUGACAAUGUGGUACCUCUUCCAUCUUUGAAAUCAACAAAUACGGCGAAAUCUGGAAACGCUGCAGAUGAAGAUAUCAAACAGAGGAAAAACGCCGCAAAGCCCGCUUUCUCUAGUAAAGGAUUGCGGAAGCUUAAGUCGGAUCUGCAUGAACACGAAGAGACAAUAGAAGAAGAGGAUCCCAUAUCAAGGCUUCCAACUGAAGAUCGUUUGAAACAGGUGACAAAAUUACCACCAAUAGUUAUAUCCCGCAAUAGGAAGGUGAGCGAAAACGCCGCGGACGACUCCGAUAAAGAAUCGUCUAGUGAUCACAAAGAAAGGACUAAAGACUCGAAACAGAGGUUUUUCCAAACCCCCAAAAUGCACACGUCUUUACCGAAUUUAAAUUCCUUGGAGAAAACGAAAACAUCGAUGGAUGAGUCUCCUCCCUCGCCAACAGAAACGAAUAAAACUUUUAAAAGCGACAAGAAGAACCGGAAGCGCAGGCGCAUCACAUCCGCUGCACUGAUCUCGCAAGCCAAGGCAGCCGAGGGGGCGGUGCCUCUACCCAUGAUAAGUCAUGAGAACCAGACGAGGCCUUUCUUCUACCACAACGGAAGACGGGAGGAGGAUGUAGUUAACCCAGUUAUGGACCUGGUCACUAAACAUCAGGGGUCCACAUCUAGAGACCGGGCCAUUAAAUCACUGACUAUCGCCAACAGCUUUAAAGAAAAGCCCUGGUUAACCCAGGUGCGAAUGGCUCUGUCCCUCACUUCCCAGUCAAUCAAGCGACCACUGAAAGGAACGAAUCUUCGAAGAAAGAUUAUUAAGCAAGCACAGUUUGAUUAAUGUGUGAUGAAAGCAUCAAUAUUAGGAAUCAAAUUAACAAUGAAUGUUCUUUUUACCGACUCUUUGUUAUCAUUUUUAUUUUUAUGUGUUGUCGAUUUGACUUGAAUGCAUUUAAUUUCAUAUUUAACAAAUUACAAUGUCGCAUCGUAUUGUAUCUGAAGGUAUGAAUUGUGAUUAAUCAUUUGUGCCAAAAACUAACGACUCAUUAAAAUGUAUGUGUAUAUUUUAA